GUUCGAUUUGCAGUAGAAUUGAUUAAAUCCUGACUGUAUUUUGCUAUAUAUUAAAUACAGUUCAUAACACGGAGUACUUGUGAUAUCGAAUAUAUGCACUACUUUUUGCUGGAGGGAUAGAUAGUAAUCGAACAAAAUACUUCAAGUUAAGCGGAAUCCAAUGCCAGCGUUUCCCUUGUGCGUUGAGCCUGGCCACCUUUCAGAUCGCCGUAUUCAGAAUACUAUACUAGCAUGGGUACGAAUCAGUCGAUUGCCAGCACCACACUGGAACAGAAACAACAGACCCCCUGGAUGAUGAUAACAUAUUGUCCAACAAAAUAUACCAACAAGCUCUACUACAAUCCAGACUUUCAUGUGUAUACAACAAAUGAGAGCGAACUCGAAGAACUUGAGCACCCGUGUCCGCCCCAACCUGUAGAUGUCACUAGCAAACAGAAAAAAUGGGUCAAGGAAAGAGUCGACAAUAUUACAACUGACAUGUCAAUACGUCUGCCCAACUUAGUUGACCAUUUGAUGAGCGCUUGUAUUAAUACACAACAAGGAACAACGCUAAACAAAGCAGACAAGGUAACAAUACUAUUUUACUGGCUUGUUUCCAAAGAUAUCAAGAAAUUGGAGCUCCCGCCUUCAAUUGACACAUUAUCUGUAGCCUUCCAACUUCGACAACUUAAACUAAAGCGUAACACAUACGCGGUGGUAUUUGCGCUCCUCUGCUCUUUCGCAAAAAUCCCCUGUGUGAUCGUGCGAGGUCAUGUUAAAGGAGGAAAAUAUGAGCCAUGUGACCAGUUAUCUAGUAAGCAUCUUCGAGAAUGGAACGCGGUCCUGGUUGACAAUGGAUGGAGCUUUGUUGACCCUUUCUGGGGAGUCGCAACUGAACAUGGUGGGCAAAGUCAGUCCGUAGACUGGUGGUAUCUGUUUCCGCGUCCGCAAGAUUUAAUAUUCUCCCACUUUCCAGAUGUUGAGGAAUGGCAACUCCUUGAGAAACCAGUUUCAAAAGCCGACUUCGAAAAACAGGCAUAUUUGAAGAGGAGGUUCUUCGAACUGCAAAUAAUGUCUGUAUCUGAAGAGAAUGGACAAAUUAAAACUGAAACGGGAAGUAUUGAAAUAGACUUCGGACUUAAUCCCGGCAUUGAUGGACAAUCAUUCGAGUGCGUAGUUCACAGAUAUGUAGUCGUUGAGCAUAAGUGGAAAUUUAUAGAUCCAAUUAGGGACAGAGAUAUAGCAUAUAUAUUGUGUUUAGUGAAAGAUCAAAAUCAGCCAGGUAACAAGGCGAAUCCAAACACUUCAAAACUGCUUACAGUUGAAGCAAUAUUUUCUCAGCGUGGAAAAUACAAACUUGAAAUCGUUGGAAAAACUGAAACGCAGAAAUUUGACUGGAUAGCAAUUUACCAUGUUAAUGUUGUUGAUGUCAAGGAUAUGCUUCGAGAAAAAAUAGACGCUGUUAUAGAAGCGCUAACGAAUGCCCUCGCGUCUGAGGCAAGUCUGAUUGACCUACAACAUGCAAUCACGUUUACGAAAAACACGUGUCUCCAGAACAAUCCGGAUGUGAAUCCCUUAUAUUUAAAAGCAUUACGUGCACACAAACUUGAGCUUUAUAAAGACAAGAUACCUCAAAUAGACAACAACGUCGUAGCCCAGCUACGGAGUCUGAAAAAUCCUAGUCCGAAAGUUGUUCAAAUUAUGCGUGCAACGUUACUGCUGUUAGGAGAUAACAAAGAGAACGUUCGAUUCUGGGAAGAUAUGAUUCCAAAACUAACAAGUAUAGGAACUGAUAAUGUAAAGAGUCGUAUAAAAGCAUUUGACAUUAAAUCAGCGUCAAAGAAUCUGAUAGCCGAUGUCAAGCGUGAACUCGUCAUCGAUGGAGAAGAGAUUGAUAUAUUGGAUGCCAUAAACAGUUAUCAUGAGAUCGCAGCGUUUGCAAAGUGGCUGAGUGUAGUGUUCGAAAGUCAUGGCGGUAUAGAAAACAGUAAUUGUUAAUGCUUGGUUGGUUUAGCUUCUAUGUAUUUGGAGCAUCAGAACACUGAAUUAAAUACCUAAGAAGUUCAAGCUGGCCUUGACUUCAUUUGCAAGAAAUUGCAUCUGAAAGUCUUUGAAGAGCAAUUGAUUUGAUUGUAUAAUAAACAAGAGUUGUCGUAGGACAGUGCGCUCAACAAUACGCCGCUUUGUCUUAGAAAGUAUAAUAAUGAUGUAAUUUUUGCCUGUCAACGGCAACAAAAAGUCAAUAUAAAAAGUAAAGAAAAAAGGCCGGAAUGCGACGAAACCAAGUUUUCAAUAAUUGACAUAAGAACUUUAGCCUUCGUUGUGCGAUUCAGUUUCAACUGUUCAAUUUUAAGUAACAGUGACCUUGACCUUGGCCCUAGGGGCUCCAAAUGCAAUCUCAAGGAAUAUCAACAUAAGCUCUUCUUUCAUACAAAGUUUGCUCACAGUAUGCCAACCCUAACUAAAGUUAUUCAAAACCAAACAGUUUUGACAGUUUGACGCGGCCCUCCCGCUGGCCCGCCAGAACGACGACGUACGCCAUUCUAAUAACCAUGUUUUACUUUGUGAAAACUUGGUUUAAGAUAUAAAAAAUAUGCCAGUCAAAAGCAAUGGAAAAAUGAAACAAACACAAAAUGUCAUUCAAGGGCCGUAAUUUGUAUUUCGGGUUAAUAUGGAGUGUGAUGGUUAAUGUGUAAGGUAUGAAGACUAUUGAAUGAAACGUAUUUGAGAUCUGAGUUAGAACUUCAAGUUUCCCAAAAGCUUAAAUCAAACUUUUGUUAGUCGAUCAAGGGGCAUAAUCUGAAUUUUGGAUGAUAUGGAAUUGUGUACCCUUAUUGUGUGAUGGCCGUUAACAAGUGUAUGCAGUAAUAAGUCAAUUGAAUGAAGGGUAUAGAAGUACUUAGUGGAAAUCCCAGCUUGCCCUAACACUUUAACCUGAAACAAUGUGACCUACAACUUUAACCUAAGAUUUUUUAAUUAAUCAUAGGCCAUAAUUUGUUUCACGAUUGAAUGCUUCCUAAUUGUAAAGUGGUCGUUAAUAAGUGUGUGAAGUAUUAAGUCAUUUGAAUGAAGUGUAAAGAUUUAUAAGUAAUCAUCCCAACUUGCGCUAUAACAUGAACCUGUCACAAUUGGCCCUAAAACUUUAACCAAAAUUCCUAAAUAAUUCAGGGGACAUAAUAUGUAUUUAGGAUAAUAUGGAGUUAUGUAAACUCAUUGUAUGAUGGAUCUGAACAUCGUUGUGAAGUUUUAAGCGAAUUUAAUGAAGGGUAUUAGAGUUAUAAGUGAAAAAGCAAACUUGCCCUUAAACUUGAACCGGACGCCAACGCCGACGCAGACAUCGACGCCGGGGCGAUAAGUAUCGCCUUUAUAUUCUUCGAAUAGUUUGACAAACUGUGUGUAUUACUUUCAUCCAUAUUCUUUAAUCUGUUUCCAAAUAAUGCUUGAGCAUCUGUAGGAUUUGGCGUUAAAGUAGGCGCAACAUGGGGGCGCAAAUCAGGACGUGCGCCAACCCCCAGAUCAAACAAAUGUAUAUUUUGAAUGUCGUAAGAAAGUUUGGCAAUGUUCGUCUGGGCGAAUGUGGUCUGUUUAAGUAGGAAAUGAUACAUUCUGGUAUAUUCUGGCCAUGUUUUCCCCGAUAUUGACAUAAUUGAAAGUUAUUUAGACACACUUUGAGGGGGGGGGGGGGGGUACGCUCCUUACCCCCUUUACUCGCUUAAUGUGUUUGUGCUUUGUUAGUUGGAAGGCCAAUAUGUGUUGUUUCUCAUAUGCUGGUUUUAUCUGAAUGUUGUGCAUCUGGCAUGACAUAAACGAGUAUAUCUAAA
Molecule: messenger RNA, 3800 nt
Organism: Mya arenaria
Lineage: Eukaryota; Metazoa; Mollusca; Bivalvia; Myida; Myidae
Exons: 2
Coding region: 232-1977 (581 amino acids)
Source: RefSeq, a predicted model, not a curated record